Molecule: messenger RNA, 958 nt
Organism: Durio zibethinus
Lineage: Eukaryota; Viridiplantae; Streptophyta; Magnoliopsida; Malvales; Malvaceae
Product: transcription elongation factor SPT4 homolog 1-like
Biological process (GO): regulation of DNA-templated transcription; transcription elongation by RNA polymerase II; transcription elongation-coupled chromatin remodeling
Cellular component (GO): nucleus; DSIF complex
Molecular function (GO): RNA polymerase II complex binding; zinc ion binding
Source: RefSeq, a predicted model, not a curated record
AAAUUUAGGCAAGCAAACGCCUGAAUAAUAAAAUAAGGCUAGGUGAUUGGGUUAACUAAAUCUGGUCUUGAGACUGGGCCACGGUCAUUGGCCAUGGCCCAUUUUAAAAGCUCUAGCAACUUCUCCUUCUCUCGCUUCUUUGUGCUUCGUUGAGUCGUCGAACGAGAAGAAAAAUCAGAAAUCGAUCAAAAUUCUUAAAAGGUCUCCUAUCGUUCGUUUUUGAAUUUUCCUUGCUAAAGACUGAGACCUGGAAUUCCUUGGGAAGGGAACUGGAAGAGCAAUGGGAAGCGCGCCCGCACAAAUUCCGACGAGCUUCGGACACGAACUCAGGGCUUGCCUUCGUUGCCGCCUCGUCAAAACCUACGAUCAGUUUAGGGAAUCAGGAUGUGAAAACUGCCCAUUCUUUAAGAUGGAUGAGGAUAAUGAACGCGUAGUCGAUUGCACCACUCCUAAUUUCAAUGGGAUAAUCUCUGUGAUGGACCCGACUAGAAGUUGGGCUGCUCGUUGGCUGCGAAUUGGAAGAUUUGUCCCUGGUUGUUACACUCUUGCAGUUUCAGAGGCACUUCCCGAGGACUUGCAGAAUUUAUGUGAAGAAGUGCACGUGCAGUAUGUACCACCAAAACGGGUAUGAGACAGAGAGAGUCUGGAUGACAUUGUUGGUAAGGAUUGAAAAACUGAAUUGCAUUUUACUGAGCAAUGUAGGAGGACAAAAGUAACUGUGUUGGAUAUUUUGCAAAAGCAUUGCUCUGUUUUUUUUUGGCCAAUAAAGUUUUUGCUCUGUUGGCUAACAAUGAAUUAUAACAGUUCCUGGGUUUGACAACCUUGUAAACAUACUAGUUAUCUACAAAAAGGUUUUGUAUUUGGUAGUUGGUGUUAAAAUGAACUUGUAUAAGUAAACUUUUUCAGAAUUUAGUUGGAAGAAGCAUGGAAUCUGGCAAAUUGGGUCCUAUUUCUGAAA